CUUUCCAGAAUAACAAACGUACAUGUAACUAGAGCAUGCUUGCUAUACUCUCAGUCCUUCAUGCAGCUAAGGCGGAACAGUUAACACUAUGGGCACUAGAAAGACGUUCUACGUGGGGACUCUCCCCGUCCUUCUGGCCCUGGUUUUGGGGUACUUCAGGCCCGAUCUGACUCAGGUUCUCUCUGGUAUCCACAGCAUCUGGACCGAUGGAGACGCCGGAGAUGCGACCCAGACGCCACCAAAGGGUCACAUGCAGAAGUUUGGACUUCACGUGGACAAGGAAAAGGAGCUGAUCGUGAUGGAUCAUUUCCCGAGUCCAGAAGAUUUUUACAGAGACCACAUGCGGCAGUCAGUCCCCCUCGUGGUCCGAGGGUCGCUGAAACACUGGCCGGCCGUGGAGAAAUGGAAGAAUGAAGAUUAUUUACGAGAGAAAUUUGGUCACGAAGAUUUUGUUGUUAUGUGGAAUAAUAUCACUGACCACAGACACAAGUCGGCCAUGAUGAUGAGUAUGAAUGAAUUUUUGGACCAGUACCGCGAUAAGCAUAUAUACCUGGAUGGCUUCGUGUCUCCGGCAAUGUCCAAAGAUCUGACUAUCCCAAAAUUCCUUGGUUGCGACGCCAUAAUUAAAAGGGCGACACAGUUUUCGCUGUUAUUCAACGCUGCCUGGUCUAGCACAUUCGUCCACGUAGACGGAACAGAAAACAUGUUUACUCAAAUCACGGGACAACGGCAGUGGAUCCUGAUACCGCCGACCCACGGGAAAUACCUGCACGUGGACGAUUUUAACUAUCACAGAGGGAUCUCUCCAGUUGAACCGGAAGCCGUGGACCUCAUCAAAUUCCCCAAUGUUUCCAAAGUCGACAUCUACAAUAUCACGCUGUAUGAGGGGGAUAUUAUCUACGUGCCCGAGGGGUGGUACCACCAAGUUCGCACCAUGGGCGGUCCACCUAACAUAGCUGUGACGAUCUUUAUGGACUACAUCAGUUGUAUGGAGAAAGGAUACCCCGUCGAUAAAACACAGGAAAUGUUAACAGAGAUGUGCAUUGCAAUGAGAGAGGCCACACCAAAAGAAAUUACCUGCCAAGAACGCAUGGAAGAUAUGCCAAUGCAAGAGUUCAUCGAAAAAUAUGGUUAUCUUAAUCCAAAAGUCUUGAAUUUGGUGCACGACUUCGAGACAGCAGACAGGCUUUAUAACUUCUUUUCGACCACACUCAAAAGUGGCUAUGCCAUGCCGUCACUUGGAUUUGGAUUGAGCGGCCAACCGGUUGAUAAGGCUAAACCAGCUGCUUCACACGCUCUGCGAAUGGGCUACAGACUCUUUGACACGGACCCAGAUGAUGAAUCCGAGGAGAUUCUAGGGACUAUUUUAGCUUCCACUCCAGAUGUCAAGCGAGAGGAUGUUUUUAUCGUCGUGAAAGUCCAUCCAAGAAAUUUAGGGAGAGAAAAAACUAUCGCUUCUGUUCAAAGAUCUCUAACUAGACUGAAAACCGACUACAUUGAUUUAGUACUGAUUAAAGCGCCCUCUUGUGAUGGUAUGAAAUUCAAGUGCGAAGCAAACGAUAACCGUGGCACUUGGAAGGAAUCUUGGGAAGCUUUGGAGGAACUGAACGAAGGUGGUAAAAUUCGGUCUCUAGGCGUGAGCAACUUUAAGAUGUCUGAGCUUCGAAGAUUGAUUGGUUUUGCUAAAGUUCCUCUCUCCGUUGUACAAAAUAAUUUCAACUUGCACAACAGGAAAACUAAACUGCGUCAGUUCUGCAAAGACAACGGCAUCACGUUCAUGGCGCAUGGGUUGAUGGGGGUUUUGGAAACUGAGAACGGUACACGAGAAAGCCCUCUAUUAAGCCACAAAAUGUUGGACCUUGCAGCUAGAAAAUACCGCACAACCCCUGGAACAAUAAUGAUACGAUGGGCUUUAAACCAGAAUGUGACGGUCACUCCAACGUCGACCAAUCUUAACCAUAUCGCAUUUAACAAGUAUGCGCCACAAUUGGAUGUUGGAGAAUCUCCAUGGGCCAUGAAAAUGCUGACUGAUUUCUUUCCCCAUGUCAACUAAGAAGAGAUUGUGAUGAUUAUCUAUGCAUUUCUAAAAAGCAUAAGGCCAAAUUAUCACUCCAUAGGAAAGAUCCCGUUUUAGUUCUUUCCCUAAUUGGCCAAUAAUUGCUAAAAUAUAUGUACUAUAUUCGAGUGGAAUAAGAAUACUUAUUUCUAAAGUCAGCCCCAUCUAUGGUUAUUAUUGCCAUCUAGGCAUAUUAUCAUAUUUCGACAUAUCCUUUCUAGCUUAUUUGAUCUUUGGACACACACCCAC
Lingula anatina is the source of this 2305-nucleotide messenger RNA. RefSeq lists its product as uncharacterized. NCBI's taxonomy places the organism in Eukaryota, Metazoa, Brachiopoda, Lingulata, Lingulida, Lingulidae. The record is from RefSeq and is a predicted model, not a curated record.